This is a messenger RNA of Venturia canescens, 7235 nucleotides long. RefSeq names its product strawberry notch (gene sno). Gene Ontology annotation, biological process: regulation of DNA-templated transcription. Bases 349 to 4446 code for a protein of 1365 amino acids. Gene Ontology annotation, cellular component: nucleus. The transcript is spliced from 17 exons. NCBI's taxonomy places the organism in Eukaryota, Metazoa, Arthropoda, Insecta, Hymenoptera, Ichneumonidae. Gene Ontology annotation, molecular function: histone binding; chromatin DNA binding. The record is from RefSeq and is a predicted model, not a curated record.
UCGUGGGUUCUCGAGGGGGGUUUUCAGCUAAAAUGGCGACAGACGUGCUCGUUGUACGCGCUUAACGGGAUAACAAAACGCUUCCAGUGCGACGAAUUGUCGAAAUAUGCCCCGGCCUAAGCGCACAUGUCUCAAGACGGAAAUCCUCUCGAAGGAUUUGUAAAAGAAAACGCGUGGGUUUUUUUGUGACGAUUAAUAGUGUCAGACGGUAAAAAAAACAUCGCCCUGUGCUUUUCAUUCUCCCAACAUUUCGAAGAUCAAUGUCAAGUUUUUGACACUUUCGUUCGGCGGAAAAUGUUUUAAAACUACCUUCGUCCUCAAUUGCCGGCGACAAAAAAGUACAAAGAUAUGAGCGACGAAAGCAGCGGUAGCGACUUCGACGACGAUGAAGAUCCCGACAAGACUGAGGUCCCCGGUGGAGGUAAGGAUCUUGCAACUGCAGCAGGAAUUGCCAGUAUUAAAGAUGAGAAACCACCCACGGUUGCGCCAGCAGCACCGUUGGUCAAAGGACAAGGAGGUGUUAGCGUACUGAACCAGAAAUUUGCUGGUAAAAUACCGGGUGGUCUAGUGACAAAGACACCAACGCCUGGUUACGAAAUGGUAAGAGUGGGUGGUUCUCAAGGAGUAGCUCCAGGUUUUGCGACACAAAAUCAAAUGAAUCAACUUGGUCAAUUUGGUGGUGCCAUGCCUUACGGCUUCCCGCAGAGUUUAGCUUCACUGACAGGUUUCAAUCCUGCUGCUUUUCUUCAACAAACUAUGGAAAUGGGAAACAUAAUGGGAGGAUUCAUGGGUAUGGCUGGUAUGAACAUGGGCAUCAAUCCGUUUGUACAGUUACUAAACCAAAGUGGUCUUCCCCCAAACUGGGCUGCUGGACUUUCCGGAAAAAAUUUGUCACAACUCUGGAUGAAUGCUGGCGAUCCUGGCAAAAUGAAUAUGCAGCCAACAUUGCCCGAAGAAGAGGAUGGCGAGGACGAAGAAAUGGGAGUUGCUGAAACUUAUGCCGAUUAUAUGCCUACUAAACUUAAACUUGGACGCAAGCAUCCCGAUCCUGUAGUUGAAACUGCCUCGUUGUCGAGCGUCGAACCCACCGACGUCUGGUACAAACUCUCAAUUCCCGACGAAACGAUACGUUCCGGAGCCCUUUCAGCUCUGCAGCUCGAAUCCAUAACUUACGCCUCGCAGCAACACGAACAUUUAUUGCCUGAUGGCACCAGAGCUGGUUUUCUGAUCGGUGACGGUGCCGGUGUCGGCAAAGGCCGUACAAUAGCCGGUAUUAUUUAUGAAAAUUAUCUCAAGGGCCGUAAACGUGCAAUCUGGGUUUCCGUUUCUAACGAUCUUAAAUACGACGCCGAAAGAGAUUUGAAGGAUAUUGGAGCUACAAAAGUUGACGUUCAUCCAUUGAAUAAAUUCAAAUACGCAAAAAUAUCGUCAGCGGUCAAUGGUAAUGUGAAAAAAGGCGUUAUAUUCAGUACGUAUUCAGCGUUAAUAGGAGAAUCAUCGCAAAGCGGUGGAAAGUACAAAAGUCGAUUGAAGCAACUUAUGCAAUGGUGUGGAGACGACUUCGAUGGCCUAAUCGUCUUUGACGAGUGUCAUCGAGCCAAAAAUCUCUGUCCAACGGGCAGCUCGAAGCCAACAAAGACAGGUCUGACAGUACUGGAACUUCAGAACAAAUUGCCGAAAGCUCGUGUUGUUUAUGCGAGUGCAACCGGAGCUUCAGAACCAAGAAACAUGGCUUAUAUGGUACGCCUUGGAAUGUGGGGAGAAGGAACGCCAUUUCCCGAGUUUACAGAUUUCAUCGCAGCCGUUGAGAAACGAGGGGUCGGGGCUAUGGAAAUUGUCGCUAUGGAUAUGAAACUCCGCGGAAUGUACAUUGCUCGUCAGUUAAGCUUUCACGGUGUCGCCUUCAAAAUUGAGGAAGUUCCUUUAUCCAAAGAAUUUGCCAAGGUUUACGAUCAUUCGGUUCGAUUGUGGGUCGAUGCAAUGCAAAGGUUUCAAGAAGCCGCCGAACUCAUAGACGCCGAAAAUCGAAUGAAAAAAACCAUGUGGGGUCAAUUUUGGUCAUCUCAUCAGCGUUUUUUCAAGUAUCUUUGUAUCGCCGCUAAGGUCAAGCAUGCUGUCACAGUAGCUCGUGAAGCUGUCAAGUGUGGUAAAUGCGUGGUUAUAGGUUUACAAUCGACCGGUGAAGCCAGAACGCUCGAACAACUCGAACGUGACGAUGGUGAACUCAGUGAUUUCGUAUCAACCGCCAAAGGCGUGCUGCAAACCUUAGUAGAAAAACAUUUCCCGGCUCCAGACAGAAAUCGGAUCCAUCGACUUCUCGGGCUAGAGCCACCUAAACCAGCGGACGCGUGUCUCGAUGAUUGCACGAUUGUCGCGAGUGGUAGCAAAAGGAAACCCGUCAGGCAAGCGGCUCAACGUGCUUCGAAAAAAGUUCGCACCUGGUCCUCGGAGGAAGAAAUUUCUGAAGAGGACAAAAAUGGUGGUCAUCACAGUUCAGGUUCAGAGUUCAAAUUGAGCGGCAGUGACACCGAAGAGGAUCGUCGAACCGACGAGGAAAGCAACGCUAGUUCUGAUUUUAACCCUUUCUACAGUGACAGCGAUUCUGAUGCUGAUCCCUGGGACAGACGGAAAAAGAAAGGUGGUAAGAAGCAAAAGAAACCAGCGAAAAAGAGGCUAAGCACGCAGGACAAAAUUCAGUCUAUGCUCGCGCACAAAACUUCGGCGAGUCGUAAUUCAAAACGAAACGGAGAUGCAAAUAUGGGUCAACUUGGUAAUCAGGGUAUAAAUAUGGGUGGACGUAAUCAGCCGAGUGUGGCACCACCACCGAGAGACGCGAUCGAACGUGCUUGUUGUAUGAAGGAAGAAUUAUUGGCACAGAUCGAAGCACUUGGUGAAAGAUUACCACCAAAUACUCUUGAUCAACUUAUUGACGAACUCGGUGGACCCGAGAACGUUGCUGAAAUGACGGGCAGAAAAGGUCGUGUCGUUCAAAAUGAAGACGGAGGCAUUCAGUACGAAUCGCGAUCUGAGGUCGAUGUUCCAUUAGAGACGUUGAAUCUUACUGAGAAGCAGCGAUUCAUGGAUGGUGAAAAAACAGUCGCCAUAAUUUCCGAGGCUGCGAGCAGCGGCAUAUCGUUGCAGAGUGACAGACGAGCAAGAAAUCAGAUGCGUCGUGUGCACAUAACAUUGGAAUUACCAUGGAGCGCGGAUCGGGCGAUACAGCAAUUCGGUCGCACGCAUCGUUCGAAUCAAGUAAACGCUCCGGAAUACAUAUUUUUAAUAUCAGAUUUGGCCGGUGAGAGACGUUUCGCGUCGAUCGUUGCAAAACGUUUGGAGAGUUUAGGAGCGUUGACCCAUGGAGAUCGACGAGCGACAGAAACGCGAGAUCUUUCGCAAUUUAACAUCGAUAACAAAUACGGUCGUUCCGCGUUAGAGGCAACAAUGAAAACAAUCAUGGGUUACGAGGCUCCGCUUGUACCACCUCCGCAAGAUUACAACGGUGACUUUUUCAAAGACGUAGCUGAUGCCCUUGUCGGAGUUGGCUUAAUUUGCAACAGUGAAAAUAUGCCCGGCGUUCUAACGCUCGACAAAGACUACAACAACAUGUCGAAAUUCCUGAAUCGUAUUCUCGGCAUGCCCGUCGAUCUUCAAAAUCGUCUAUUCAAAUAUUUCACCGACACUCUCAACGCUAUCAUCACACAAGCUAAAAAAACUGGACGCUUCGAUAUGGGUAUUCUCGAUCUUGGCACUUCUGGUGAAAAUGUACGUCGCGUUAAAAUUUAUCGCUUCACGAGGAAACAUGCCACUGGCACCGCUCCCACCGAACUUCACGUUGUUCACGUUGAACGAGGCAUGAGCUGGACCGAAGCCAUGGAACGUUUUGCUGAAAUCACCGGUGCCAAAGAAGGCUUCUAUCUCAGCCAUCAAGUUCGUAAUGGCAAACAAACCGCUAUUCUUGCCGUGGCCGUUGAAGGCGGCAAGAAAAAAAGUGAAGGCAAAAAGGAUCAAUUAUACAUGGUUUAUAGGCCGAAUACUGGCUUACAAAUGCGUCAAGAGGCGCUUGGAGAACUGGAGAAAAAGUACAAGAAAGUCUCUUCGGAAGAGGCAGAGUCCCAUUGGACUCAACAAUACGACGCUUCAGUUGACACUUGUUCCCACGCUUAUUGGCGUGGUAAUUGUAAAAAUGUGACCCUCGGCAUGGACUGCGAGGUCGGAUUACGUCGACGUUCCUACAACGUUCUCGCUGGUUCGGUUCUCAGUGUGUGGAGUCGGGUUGAGAGUGUACUCACCGCAAGAUCCGGCCAUAAUUCCAAGAUGCAAGUCAUACGCUUGCGAACAGACGAUGGUUUGAAGAUCGUUGGAACACUGAUUCCCAAGUCUUGUAUGGAAACGUUGCGCGAAGCUCUUUCUACCGAUGCGGAGAAAACCGAAGAGCAGACAUUUUGAACGUCCUGAUUAUCUCUAAGAUAAAAAGGAACUCAGCUACUGCUAUAAAGAGCGGUAAUGUUCAACAUGAGCUGCGUCGUUGUCAAGCUUUCGCAGUAACAAUGGAACUCGGCUUUAUUGCAAAAACGAAACGAAACAAACAGAUCAACUGGAAAAAAAGAAAAAACGUCCUCGAGUUUGACUAGCGACGAAUUGCAAAUCUUUUCGUCACUUCCAAGACACAUAUGCGAAGGAACGCAUAUUUUCGACACAAAAACAAUGAAAAAAGUAAUUAAUAAUUAUGAAAAAUUAUAAGAAUAAAAAAAAAGUGAACAAAACGUUGAAUGCGUGCAGAAUGAAACGAUGAAUAAGGGCUUUUGGAAAGGUCGCCCGAUGCUUUCCCUCGUGAUAGAAAUUCUAUAGUUAGAAGCUUUGCUUUCUCUCUCUCUCUCUCUCUCUCUCUCUCUCUCUCUCUUUCUCUCUUUCUAUUCGGUUCCAUUUAAGUUAUGAAUAAUACUCACAUCAAAGCUCGUGCGAACAAUCCAAAUUUCCUGGCCUUGUCCAAAAUCUAUGCUUGAAGGAAUGCCUACCACUUUUGGUUUUUCUUUUUUACGAUUUUCUUGUUUCUGCUUUCUCGAAUACUUCUCCACUCAUUUUUUUUCACCUUUCCACUUUUUAAUAUAAUUCUAUAUUCGUCAAUUUACAACUCUUUUUUAUAACAAGAAAAUGAAGAAUUGAAAUAAUUCGAUCGUUUUUCGACUCAACGAAGAACGAUUAAUCUUUUGUUCCUCGGUUAUCCGAAUCAAACAAUGUGAACGUAUGUAUGCGUGUGUAAAAAAAAAAGCAACACCCUACUUCGUGCAAUCGAUCCGGGCCAGUGUUUCCCAAAGCCCGAUAAAUAUGUGCGGUGAAAGACUAAAAAACAGAAAAUAAAAAAAUAAUAAAAACAAGAUUAAAACGACGUGAGUAAUGGUCCCUUUUCGUUCGUUUUUAAAAGUGAACUUGCAGGUUCAGUAUUUCGUUUUUGUGCGUUUUCGUGUUCGACGACGAAAAUCUGCUCCUCCUCUAGCCAAUUUAUUUUAUUCAAUUUUCAUUUUCCUAUGAUAUAUUUACCGAGAAUGAUGGUGUCUGCUCGGUCAGCAAACACCACUAGGGUGGUUGAAAAAUUCGUUUUUAUAAUACGUGUCAAAAUCAUAUAGUCGUAAAAUGUCAAAGUAUGCAUUUCGACGUAUUUCUAACGAAAAAAAAUGAUUUCAUUGAUUACUGAUAUGAAAUUUUCAAGAAUAAUCGACUUUCUCGUUUUUCUUCGCCAGAUUACAGCGAUAAAAAAAACUUGUCGGGUGUGAAGCAUUCCAUAAAAUUGUUCACGUCAAAUACUUUUCUUGAAACAUCUAAUUUUUAUUUUCGAUUGUGUAAGCUUCUACGAAUCGUUAAAAAUCAGUGAAUCAAAAACUUGUGACGAUUUUCCUACAAUUUUCCUACGAUUUUCCGAGUCAGAAUUUUUUUCGACAUAUGGCAACUAUUUUUUUUCUCUAACUAGACAUUUAAUAAAUGAAUAUUGAAACAAAAACACAAUGAAACAUCGGAAAAUUGCGAAGAUAUUCUUUUAUCACAGAAUUUAGAUCGUUUACAUUAUUUCUAAAAGAAUGAAAAUACCGGAAACAGCAAUAUCAUUUUUUUCGUUCAUACAUUUUUCAACCACCUCAGCAGACUACAUAUAUAUGUAUAUGUAUAUGUAUAUGUGUGUGUGGCUUUUAACGAACUAAUCGAAUAACUGGGAUCUUUCCUCGUUCAAUCUCAACGGAGUAAAGAAAAAAUAUAUAAAAUGAUUUCUUUAAUAACCGCUACUGCAAAACGAAUAACGCUAUUAUUACUACCCUAAUUAUAUCAACAGGAAUGAUGAACAUAGAGAAUGAUGAACAAUGAAAAACCAAGAAGCGGAUACUAUGAAAUACCAUACAAAUACUACUACUAUUACUUAUGACUACUAGAAUUAGUUAGAUUCGAUAAUAAACACGAUAUAUUUAUAUUUAAAAAGAAGAAAUGAACGAAAAAGCGACGGUUGAAAACAAGGACUUAGAAAUGAGUAAAAAAAACGCUCAUUAAGCGUUGAUUAAAGAGUAGUGACUGUUAUAUGUUCGGAUGAUUGAAUUAUUCGUUUUCUUUUCAUUAUUAUUACUCAUGCGAGAGAGAAAAAGAAUGAGUGAGUGCGUGAGUGAAUGAAAAAAAAAAAUCUAGAAGAUCGCACUACCACGAUGUUUUAUGAAGAAAAAAAAACAAACAAAACCCUGUCUAUGUAUACGAAUGGUCGUAGAUUGUAAUAAUUAUUAGACAUAAAAGCACUUUCCCUGUGAAUUAAAAUUUUUAAAAAUAAACAAAUGUUGCUCGCUUACGAUGGAAUCGCGUAAGCGGGCGUCAUUCCGAUCUCGUUUUUAAUUCCACUUUUUUUUUUAACGAGACGAAAAGUGUUUCGAGGCAAAAUAAGACCGUGGCGUAAUUAAAUAUUCAAUUACCGGAAAAAAAAAUUCAUUACACAGAUCGUUUGGAAAAGAUCUUGUAACAUUUUUUCCAACCUCGACCUUUCUUCUUCCAUCCGUGAAAAAUAUUACCCGGUUUUCCGUUACAUUGGAUCCCAAACUAUCGAUUGAUGAGAUUGAACAAAAAUCGAGGAAAAUUUCGCAACGAAUCCCUUCGUUAUGAAACAAAAUCAAUACAUAUAUGUAUAUAUAUAUAUGUAUGAGUGUAUAUAUAUACACAUGUAUAAAUGUAUCUGUUACAUGUGAAACCAAUAUAACUCAUCCGAGACCUUG